AGCAUUGUGUUCAACAUGGAGCGGCAGCACGGCGGGCGCGUCUCCGUUUCGGUCUUCCCGACGUUUCAGAGCGAUGUGGAGAUCGCCAAGGUGGAGAACGGCAUGGCGACACAGGCGGCGCCCGCCGGAGGCGCGAAUGCUAUUCCUGGUGCGGUUGCAGGGGAUGGCGGCGGUAUGGGACUCGGUGGUGGGCGACUCAUGAGCAACUUAUCUCCGGAGGCGGUUAUUCCUGAAGUGCGGAUGGUUAUGAAGCAGCAUAAUGGGAAUUAUGAAGGAGCACCACCUUAUCCACAUCAUCCCUCAUCGAGAGUCAGCCAUAUUGAAAUGGGAAACAUGGAGAAACCAUCCCUGCAAAAGAUGUUAAUCAACUUCUGUUCAGAAUUUGGUGGAACUUACAUUUUGGUCUUCCUUGGAUGCAUGGGAUGUGUUGCUGGACUCUCCGGAGGUUCUAUUCCUCAUGAACAAAUAUCUUUUGUGUUUGGUUUUGCUGUUUUGAUAGCUGUUCAGUGCUUUGGUCAUGUUUCCGGCGGACACAUUAACCCCAUAGUGACUGUAGCGUCAGUUGUGUUAGGCAACACACCGAUCGCAAUGGCUCCGGUAUACAUCCUCGGACAAUUUGUCGGAGCGAUCGCUGGUUACGGUUCCGUUAUGCUUGUAACACCAAGCGUGCAUCUAGGCAACCAAGUUGUCGGCGGUGUCAAAUCUCCGGGUGUAUGCUCCCCGGCUCUCAACCCUCAAUUAUCACCGGUUCAAGGACUCGCAGUUGAAUUUAUUGCUUCUUCUAUGUUGAUUCUUGUGUGCUGUGCUGUUUGGGACAGGAAAAACAGCGAUAAACAUGAUUCUGUCUCGGUUCGUUUUGGUCUUACUAUUGCUGUGCUUGCAAUGGCGGCUGGGCCCUACAGUGGAGCCAAUAUGAACCCUGCGAGGAGUUUUGCGCCUGCUUUACUUAAUGGCGACUGGAGUAAUCACUGGAUCUACUGGGUAGGUCCAUUGUUGGCUGGAACUGUCACAACUUGGGUUUAUAAGUAUUUGUUUAAUACUCCACCACCAGAGGACAAGCUACCCGAGUCAAUUCCUUUGAAUUGAACAUAACCUCUAGCGGAAACCCUAAAAAUGUCGAAUUUUAGAAUUAUUGCGCGCUUGGGCGUCUAGUAAUUGUACAUUUCUUAUGUACGUUGUUUUGUUUUGUUUGUUUUGUUAAAUCUGACACAUUCAUCGAAUUUAUAUUUUGCUCAAAAGUUGAAGAUCUGAUUUUUAUAUUUGUUAUGUAAUAAUUUAACUAAAAAUCUACUUUUUUUAAAUUUAAAUUGAAACAUAACAAAAACAAUCACAAACAGUCAAUGUGCAUAAAAAAUUAUCAAGGAUAACAAAGAAAUAUCUAUAGUUUUAAUACGCUGCCAAUGAAUAACUGUUAUGAUUUUUUACAUAAAAACGUGAAUAAAAUCGCAAAAUAAUUGUUUAACUUUA
Molecule: messenger RNA, 1467 nt
Organism: Dalotia coriaria
Lineage: Eukaryota; Metazoa; Arthropoda; Insecta; Coleoptera; Staphylinidae
Product: aquaporin AQPAn.G-like
Exons: 4
Coding region: 16-1086 (356 amino acids)
Biological process (GO): transmembrane transport
Cellular component (GO): plasma membrane
Molecular function (GO): channel activity
Source: RefSeq, a predicted model, not a curated record